UAGCUCCCUUACGCUGUCCCCGGCUCCGGCAUCCGUGUUGCCGUGCUGUCGCUGCUUUCCCAGAUAGUUCGGCUUCGGUCCUGUGUUGAAUCGAAUCUAUCCCUCUCGCCCCCACCCCCUCAAGGGAGCCUCCUUCAGACGGCUUCAUGGCGUAUAGUCAGGGAGGCGGCAAGAAGAAAGUCUGUUACUACUAUGACGGUGACAUUGGAAACUAUUAUUAUGGCCAGGGACACCCAAUGAAGCCUCACAGAAUCCGUAUGACACACAAUUUAUUGCUAAAUUAUGGCUUAUACAGAAAAAUGGAAAUCUAUCGCCCCCACAAAGCUACAGCAGAAGAAAUGACUAAAUAUCACAGCGAUGAAUACAUCAAAUUUCUUCGUUCAAUAAGACCUGACAAUAUGUCUGAAUACAGCAAACAAAUGCAGAGAUUUAAUGUUGGGGAAGAUUGUCCUGUGUUUGAUGGACUGUUUGAGUUCUGCCAGCUGUCAACAGGAGGCUCUGUAGCUGGAGCAGUAAAAUUGAAUAGACAACAAACAGAUAUGGCUGUUAAUUGGGCAGGAGGACUUCAUCAUGCUAAGAAAUCAGAGGCAUCUGGUUUCUGUUACGUUAAUGAUAUUGUGCUUGCCAUUCUUGAGUUAUUGAAAUAUCAUCAAAGAGUUCUUUACAUUGAUAUUGAUAUCCAUCAUGGUGAUGGUGUUGAAGAAGCUUUUUAUACCACAGAUCGAGUUAUGACAGUAUCAUUUCAUAAAUAUGGUGAAUAUUUCCCUGGAACAGGAGAUUUAAGGGACAUUGGAGCUGGAAAAGGCAAAUACUAUGCUGUUAACUUUCCAAUGAGAGAUGGAAUAGAUGAUGAGUCAUAUGGACAAAUAUUUAAACCAAUUAUAUCUAAAGUGAUGGAAAUGUACCAACCUAGUGCAGUAGUAUUGCAAUGUGGGGCCGAUUCACUCUCUGGUGAUCGACUUGGAUGUUUUAAUCUUACUGUUAAAGGUCAUGCCAAAUGUGUGGAAGUUGUAAAGACUUUCAAUUUGCCUCUUUUGAUGCUUGGAGGAGGUGGAUAUACCAUACGCAACGUUGCUCGAUGUUGGACAUACGAGACUGCUGUUGCCUUAGACUGCGAAAUUCCUAAUGAAUUGCCAUAUAACGAUUACUUUGAGUACUUUGGACCAGAUUUCAAACUGCAUAUAAGCCCAUCAAACAUGACAAACCAGAACACUCCAGAAUAUAUGGAAAAGAUUAAGCAGCGUUUAUUUGAGAACUUACGCAUGCUGCCCCAUGCUCCUGGUGUGCAGAUGCAAGCUAUUCCAGAAGAUGCUGUUCAUGAAGACAGUGGUGAUGAAGAUGGUGAAGAUCCAGACAAACGUAUUUCUAUUCGUGCUUCUGAUAAGAGGAUAGCCUGUGAUGAAGAAUUUUCUGAUUCUGAAGACGAAGGAGAAGGUGGACGCAGAAAUGUUACAGAUCAUAAGAAAGGAGCAAAGAAAGCACGCUUAGAAGAGGACAAGAAAGAGGCAGAAGACAAAAAAGCAGAUAUUAAAGAAGAAGACAAAUCUAAAGAUAACAGUAGUGAGAAAGUAGAUACCAAAGGCACAAAAUCAGAACAGUUAAGCAAUCCUUGAACAUAAAGCCUUACAGUAUGUCAAUCAAAGGACCCAAUACCAUAAUGAAAAAAUACUAAGAGAAGCUUUUCAUACUGGAAGAGACUUUUUAUUUUCUUUUAGUAGAAUUUGGCAUGGAGCAUAUUUAUUUUCAAACAACUGUGUUUUGAUUUUUGGCAACUUGUAUUGUGAAUUCCCCAAUUAUGAUACAAAAUUUGUUCCUUCCACCAGGCUUUAUGUAUUACUAUUUAAAAUGGAUGUGAGUUAAGAUGUAGUUAAACGUCUAAACUGAUCUAUUAAAAUUUCCCUUUUCCCGGAUUGAUUUUAUCCCCUUUUUGUAAUUAUAUCUUUAUUAAAAAACAAACAAACUGUA
This is a messenger RNA of Ahaetulla prasina, 1965 nucleotides long. RefSeq names its product histone deacetylase 2 (gene HDAC2). Bases 147 to 1613 code for a protein of 488 amino acids. Gene Ontology annotation, molecular function: histone deacetylase activity. The transcript has 14 exons. Lineage: Eukaryota; Metazoa; Chordata; Lepidosauria; Squamata; Colubridae. The record is from RefSeq and is a predicted model, not a curated record.